GCUCUCUCUCUCUCUCUCUCUCUCUAUUCGGGUUCUUGCUCUUUCUCUCUUAUAAGACUUCAGAAUAUCUCAGGACCUUUUGAUCAGCCUUUACCCUAUCUCAUAUUGUCCUCCCUUGCUGGACACUCGACACACAACACCCUUUUAACCCCUCUCUUUCUCGCCCUAGAUCUCUCUCCCUCUCUUUCUCUCUCUAGAUCUCUCUCCCUCUCUCCUCUCUCUAGAUCUCUCUCUUUCUCUCUCCCUCACAUGAUGACUCCAGUCUAUCUGAACCCACCACCCUCUCCUUUCUCCCAUGUCGAGCAAGCAAAUGAUCAGGAACAACGCCUGAAACUUUUUAUAUCAUCAUCAUAUACUAAUCAAGCUGCAGCUUCAUCAUGUUCUUCUCUGAUCUCAUCAUUUCCUACUUUCUUCGACUCCUUUGAAGAUCAAAGAGCUGGGAGUUCUAGCACUACUACUACUACCACUACUCUUGGUCAUGAUCAAUCACUAUUAUACCAUCACAAGGCUGAUAAGCACAUACGGGAUUGUGGAACAAGAACUUAUGAUCAAGCAUCCAAGUCAUCUUCUUUAGUUCAGCCUCAUGUGGUGGACGUUAUAGGCAACAAGGACCAUAGAUUAAUGUCGGCAUAUGCUGAUCAUGAAAGGGAGAUCAAUGGUAGAGGAGGAGAAGAGGAGGGUAAAAGUAAUAAUAAUAUUAGGCCAAGGGCGGUAAAAUGGAUGUCCUCCAAGAUGGGGUUGAUGCAAGAGAUGACCAACCCGGAUCUCGCGCCGGCCGGUACCACUGGAAAUCAUAUACCUGCAGCUGCGGAGAUAGCUGAGCAUAAAUUCCGAGUUGUUCAGUAUCAAGAAAACAGUGACGAAACCAGCUUUUCCAGAAAUAACAACAAAACUACUCCAGCUGUUAGGGUUUGUUCUGACUGUAACACAAACACAACGCCACUUUGGAGGAGCGGUCCUCGCGGCCCCAAGUCGCUGUGCAAUGCAUGUGGAAUUCGACAGAGGAAAGCGAGAAAAGCCAUGGCAGAGGCUGCGGCGGCUGCUGCAAAUGGGUUUGUAGUCGGCGCCACUGACACUUCAUCUGCCAAGGGUAAGGUGGCCAACAAGGAGAAGAAACCGCGGGGAAGCCAUAGCAAGAACAAGAGCAAGCUCAUCGUCACCGACACUCCAUCAGUACCUCCCAACAACAAAAUUAAUAGUAAUAAUAAUAAGAUUUGUUUCAAAGGUUUGGGCUUUCAACGAGUGUUUCCACAGGAUGUUGCUGAAGCUGCAAUCCUCCUUAUGGAGCUGUCUUGUGGCCUAAUUAAUCACUCUUGAUUUCCAUUUA
Malus domestica (apple) is the source of this 1327-nucleotide messenger RNA. RefSeq names its product GATA transcription factor 21-like. Gene Ontology annotation, molecular function: zinc ion binding; sequence-specific DNA binding. The record is from RefSeq and is a predicted model, not a curated record. Lineage: Eukaryota; Viridiplantae; Streptophyta; Magnoliopsida; Rosales; Rosaceae. Gene Ontology annotation, biological process: regulation of DNA-templated transcription.